AUGCCUGCGAUUCGGCACUCAUCAAAGCGAAAGCCGCCACCCGAAGGCUUCAGCGACAUCGAGGACAAUCUCCUGAUAUUCGUGAACAAGAUGAAGGAUGCGCAAAACAAGCCGCCUCCGGCAGGACCGAAACACCAGGCACAGUGGGAGAUUUUCCAAUUAUCGCAUCAGCGCAGCCGGUAUAUUUACGAUCUAUACUACGAGAAGGAGGCCAUAAGCAAGCCAUUGUAUGACUGGCUGCUGAAGAACGGGUACGCCGACGCGAUGCUCAUCGCCAAAUGGAAAAAGACGGGCUACGAAUCGCUUUGCUGCCUUCGAUGCGUGCAAACAAAAGAGACCAACUUCAACAGCACAUGCAUCUGCCGCGUCCCGAGGGCGGAAAUGAAAGAAGACAAGGACAUACAGUGUGUCAGCUGCGGCUGUCGAGGCUGCGCCUCGGGCGACUAG
Molecule: messenger RNA, 447 nt
Organism: Drechmeria coniospora
Lineage: Eukaryota; Fungi; Ascomycota; Sordariomycetes; Hypocreales; Ophiocordycipitaceae
Exons: 2
Coding region: 1-447 (148 amino acids)
Biological process (GO): mRNA splicing, via spliceosome
Cellular component (GO): nucleus; spliceosomal complex
Source: RefSeq, a predicted model, not a curated record